Molecule: messenger RNA, 594 nt
Organism: Dracunculus medinensis (Guinea worm)
Lineage: Eukaryota; Metazoa; Nematoda; Chromadorea; Rhabditida; Dracunculidae
Source: the annotation of a GenBank genome assembly
AUGUCUUCUAAAUUAUGGCCACUCGUUCGCGACGUUGGAUUAUUCAAAGCAUUUAAAAGAUUAGCAGUAUCGGAAGUAUCAAAAAAUCAAAAAUUACCACGUGGUUUUUGUCGUACUCCUCCUUUCGGUAUUUUUGUUAAAGAAAAUUUUAAAACAAAUGAAUCUGGUGAUCCGCAAAAAUUUAUGAUCGAAAUGAAAAAUCGUUGGAAUUCAUUAGAUGAUUCGACAAAAAAAAUCUAUUUUGAUCGUUCAUUGGCCGAUUUUGAAAGUAAAAAAGCUAAAUUCGAAAGUUUAUCGGAUGAAGAGAAAGAAAAAAUUAUGAAAGAAGGGCUCAGAAGAAAAGAACGAAAACAAAAGAUGAAAGAGAAAAAAGCAUCAAAACGAAUUGGUCAAAUGCAUAAACCGCCUUCCGCUUAUAAUUUAUUUGUAAAGGAAAAUUCGUCCAUGUUCCGCAAGGCUCAAACCGUUGAACCUAAAAUGGUGAUGAAAAAUAUCGCUUCUUCUUGGAAUUCACUUUCAGAACAAGAAAAAAAGAAAUACGUUGAUCGUGCGAAGAAUCUCGCUGAAGAAUAUAAAUCAGCAGUUAAGUCGUAG